CUCAGGUACAGGUGAGACAGGUGAAUGUGCCUGUCAUUAGAGCCUGUGGGAGUCUACAUCAGCAGCAGCACACGCACUGACCUCUGACUCUGUGGACUGAAGACAAGCAACUCAACAGUGCGAUGAGUGCAGACGGCAGGAAGGACGUUCCGCCUUAUAUGUUACCGGUGGAAGGCGGAGACGGUGGAGUCAAGGUUUAUAAUGUCCACACGCCAUUCACUCCUCGAGAGAGCUCCCACGUGGGGCUACCGGUAUACACAGGAGGGUUGGGCUCCAACCCUGAUUCCGAUGGUAAAAAUAAGUAUGUGAGCUACGACACUGCUUUAGGCUUUAACCCAGGCAUGGCCACCUGCACCUCCUGCCAGCAACAGGUCAUGACCAACGUGACCUACAAGGCCGGACGAUACGCCUGGCUCAUGUGCCUGCUCUUCGUCUGCCUCGGGUUGGUGCUCUGCUGCUGCCUCAUCCCCUUCUUCAUGAACAAGUUUAAAGACGCCUACCACACGUGCCCCCGCUGUAACAGAGUGCUGCACAUCGAGAAGAGAAAGUGUUGUAAAUGACGCAUGAUGCACAGCUUAACCCGUGGAAAUGACCAGAUGAGGAUUAGCAUUAUUAGCCGAAGCAAAAUCAAACGUUAACACCUCUAAGAUUCCUCUGUCGAGAUUAGGAGUGAUUUUGCUUAAAUUAAGCACAUCCAAUGCAUGUUGCAUUCCAGCAGAAAAAUAUUACUUCUUCUUUAAUGCUUUAAAAACUUUAAAACUUUGAAAUGAAGGUUUGUAAAUAGACUUAAUCAAUACUUUUAUUUUAUUUUAAAAUAUUUCUUUAAACUUUUAAAAUAUCUGCUUAUUUAGUAUUAUGUUUACAUGCAGACACACCCAUCAAACUGCCAAUUACUAAAUUAAAUAUUCUAAAUUAAUUUAGUCAUUGGUAGUUAAUAAGUACAUUUUUAACUUAUAAGCUAAACAUAUAAUAUAUCGGCAUUUCUUAAAAUUAAAAUGUAAAAACAUAUUGAAAGUGAUAAUGCAUUUGCCCUACCCUCUCUUACCUACUAGAAGCUUGUAUGGUUCAAUGUAUAAAUAUUUGGCUAUGUCACUGCUCAAAUAAAUUACACAUGAAGUCC
This is a messenger RNA of Boleophthalmus pectinirostris (great blue-spotted mudskipper), 1120 nucleotides long. RefSeq names its product Lipopolysaccharide-induced tumor necrosis factor-alpha factor homolog-like (gene litafd). The record is from RefSeq and is a predicted model, not a curated record. Lineage: Eukaryota; Metazoa; Chordata; Actinopteri; Gobiiformes; Gobiidae. The coding region runs from base 123 to 560 and encodes 145 amino acids. Gene Ontology annotation, molecular function: zinc ion binding. The transcript has 5 exons.